GCCGAGCCGAGCCCGCCAUGGCCAUCGCACACAUCGCCACCGAGUACGUCUUCUCGGACUUCUUGCUGAAGGAGCCGCCCGAGACGCGUUACAAAGGGCUGCGGCUGGAGCUGGCGCUGGACAAGAUCGUCACCUGCAUCGCCGUUGGGCUGCCGCUGCUGCUCAUCUCCCUCGCCUUCGCCCAGGAGGUCUCCAUCGGUGCCCAGAUAAGCUGCUUUGCCCCCAGCUCCUUCUCCUGGCGCCAGGCUGCCUACGUGGACUCCUAUUGCUGGGCAGCAGUGCAGCAAAAGCAGCCAGCCUACAACAACCUGGAGAACAUUCCCCUCUGGCUCCAUAAAUUCUUCCCAUACAUCCUUCUGCUCGUGGCCAUCCUGCUGUACCUACCAUGUCUGUUCUGGCGCUUCACGGCAGCACCUCACCUCUCUUCAGACCUGAAAUUUAUCAUGGAAGAACUUGACAAAGCCUAUAACAGAGCAAUCAAAGCUGCAAAUAGUGUCCGUAGCGGAGAGCCCAGAGACCCCGCUGACUUCAUUCCAGCUGCUAAUGAAAACUUAACACAGAGCUUGUGGGAAAUCUCCGAAAGCCACUUUAAAUACCCGAUUGUGGAGCAGUACUUGAAGACAAAGAAGAAUUCCAAAUGCUUAAUCAUCAAAUACAUUUUCUGCCGUUUGCUCACUCUCGUGAUUAUUUUCAUUGCCUGCCUCUACCUGGGCUACUACAUCAGCCUCUCCUCUUUGAGCGACGAGUUUCUCUGCACCAUCAAAACAGGGAUCUUAAAGAACGACACAACUGUUCCAGAAGUGGUUCAGUGCAAGCUGAUUGCUGUUGGUGUCUUCAAGGUGCUCAGCUACAUUAACCUGAUCGUCUAUCUGCUCGUGAUGCCGCUGGUGGUGUACGCAAUGUUUGUUCCCUUCCGCUGGAAUUCGGGCAUUCUCAAAGUGUACGAAAUCCUGCCGACUUUCGACGUUCUGAAGCUGAAGUCCAAGAGCUUAGAUGACUUAAGCCUUUACAUCCUCUUUCUUGAGGAAAACGUGAGCGAACUGAAAUCAUAUAAAUGCCUCAAAGUGCUGGAGAACAUUGCGGUUUCCGAGAAGUUUGAUGUCAUGCAACUUUUGAUAAACCUUGGCACAAUUAAGACAGAUACUGUUGAUGGGAAGCCAAGGACGGCUGUGCCGGGGAAGCCGGAGGAAACAGCUGUGGAAGAGUUGGAAAAAGAUGCAACAGAGCUACAAGUUUUGCCAGACCGUGAUGCAAGUGACCACUUGGGCCAGAAAGAAGAUAAAAAGCUUCGCCAAAGACUUAUUGACUCUUCAUGCUGAUGCCUUCCAGCCGCCACGUGCAGGAGCUUCGUGCUGCUGCAAGAGGGCUUUCCUCUGCCUUCACUGUGCUGAACACAAGGUGCUGCUCUGCUCUUCAAGUCCAACUGUCCUGGGAGCCUGACAGCUCCUCAGAGGACAGACCAGUUUACAGACUGCUUGUUGAAUAACAGGCAUCGGUCAGAUACCCGAAAAACCAUGCUGUAGACUUUCAUUAUUUCUUUAAGGAAAAAAAGAAAAAAAAAGCCACAAGAACCAAGAAGUACGAAAAAAGAAAUCCCCAUUGUGAGUACAAGUGAAAUGCACUCAAUGCACACGAAGCCAGCACUGGAAAAGAGCACUAUUCUGUAUAGAGGUGGGAAACAGCCCUGCACACAUCAAAAAGAGAUGGCUGUGCUGUGUUGUGACAUGCUGCUCCACUGGGCUUGGCCAUCUCAAUGAGGCAUGUGAGAGCUUUCUCCCCUAUUGAAGGGGUUGUUUGUUUGUUUGUUUGUUGAAUCUGGUUAAGCAUGUACCAGGUGGUGGCUGGCCACUGGUCUUUGCUGUGGAAAAAUAGGGGUUGCUGUGUUCAGCCCAAGAUGUCUUGAGUCAUCUCAGCAGUGAAGUGUGGGGUUAUUCUCUAGGCGCUGAUGGAAAAAGGAUCUGCAGUCACAGUGUAAGGGGGUACUGCAGAUUUUAGGGAUUUUGAUUUUUCAAUGUAUUCAUAAAAUAAUGUCUUAACAUUUUUUAUACGAACUGUAAUGAGACAUAAGCUAAAUGUUGGGCUCAUUUCUGUUGUCAGUUGUUUCCUUCUGGGACUAACAUAUCCUUCUGGGAGUUUAGACUGAAGAUAGAGAAGUUGGCUCCGUUUUGUAACAAUCUCUAGAAAAUCUUUUUUGUGUUUGUAUAGUUGGGACGGGUUUCAAUGUGUUUGUGGUAUCAGAUGCAAAACUGUCUGUGCUGUUUUCCAAAACCCACCUGAGAAGACAUUCUUAUUGUACUGGAGUGGCACCUGCGUGCCUUAGCAGAACUAAGCUCCCCAUAGGCAACGUGACAGGGAUGUGCACACAAAGAAAGGUUGCUCCCCCCUCAUGUCCCAUGACUGAAUUGUAAUUAAAGAUAAGAAGCCGAAGUAGUUUGGACAAAGGAAAGAGGAGUAUUUGUUUAGAAAAGUGUCCCUGCUUGUUACUGUAUGGUUUGGGGAAUCUAGCGUUGUCAUCCUGCUCUGCUCAGGUCCUUUACCUUCUGUUAACAUAAAUAUGAACUCUGUCUUGAAUUUUGGGCACAGGGUUAGGUGGGUGGGGGUGUGAUGGUCAUGGUGACAGUGCAUAUCUUUCACAGAUGCUAUGAGUGCACUUGUUCUGUGCAUUGUCUGUGUUGUUGUAAUUGAAGUCUCUUGUCUGUCACCUCAUUUGGUUGUCCUUUUAACGCCUGUUAUUGCUAGGUAAGCCUUCCAUUUUCCAGUUCAUCGAUGUCUUUUGUUCUUGCCUGCUAGCAUUCUCUGUGCUGAGAAUGAGGAAUAAAAGAAGAAUCAGUGUUACAGCCUUCGCACUGAACUGUUGAUGUGCUGCAGCAGAUUUCAAGGAGAUAAUGCACCUGCUUGAAUUGGCUGCUCUUGCUAGACAAGUGGAUCCCAAGUGCUGCUAUAACACACGUGUUGGUUUUACAAGAACAGGUUGGUUAUGAUAUGAUUUCCAGCUAAGAGGAACUUUAUUUGAAAGGAAGUCUUGAAGUCAUAAUAUUGUGCUAACUCUUUAUAUAGGAUUGUAGCACAGCUGCAGUCCUAAUAUGUACAGCAUUACUGGCAAGAAAUGGGUGUAUGUUGGGUACGGCCUGAGCUGCUGCUUUCUUCUCCCAGCAAGCCCACAACCACUCUGACCUUUUCUGAACUGUUUCUGGCUGUGCUGAUGCCUGCUGUGUGUGGGUACUGCAGAUGCACCAUCUGCAGCAGUGUGGUGUGUUGGUUGGAUGCGCAACCUAACGUGGAUUGGCACAACCAGGUCCAUCCACAUCAAUUGUAUUCUCAAGGGCAAUCUCAUGGAUGCCUUCCAUAAGGUUCCCUGAUGUCACCGCCUCUGCCAAGUCUGCAUUUCAGAGAGAAAAGCGUGCAAAUACUCCUGAAGGACUAAGAUGAGCUCACAGAUGGCCAUGAGCUACUGACUGCUUUGCUGAUCCCAGUGCAGAUCCCUGUGCUGCCGUCAUUCACAGAAACUCCUUUGGUUGUCUACCCCUUGUGCUUUGGAUGUUCUCAGAGAAGCAGUAGUGCAAUACUAAGGGUUAGUGAUGAGGGUGUGUUUGAACUGUUUAGUAUAAGUAAUGAGCUCUUAGUCUUUAAAACAUGAAGCUCCUGAAGGUAAUGUGUUUCAUGUUUAUGAACGGUACCUUGUACUAACUCUUUUUGUGUUUAAUAGUAUGACUUACUGCAGUGAGUCUCUUGUUGUCUUCCAAGGUUUUCAACAAAGCAUGUAUCCAUUCUUGGUUAUUUAAAUAAAAUUAAUUUG
Centrocercus urophasianus (Greater sage-grouse) is the source of this 3796-nucleotide messenger RNA. It is a transcript of the gene PANX1, whose product is annotated as pannexin 1. The transcript is spliced from 5 exons. Lineage: Eukaryota; Metazoa; Chordata; Aves; Galliformes; Phasianidae. The coding region runs from base 18 to 1319 and encodes 433 amino acids. Gene Ontology annotation, biological process: monoatomic cation transport; positive regulation of interleukin-1 production. Gene Ontology annotation, molecular function: channel activity. The record is from RefSeq and is a predicted model, not a curated record.